AUCUCAAUCAAACAGACCUUUUAAUGAGUUCUGCUUCAGAGAGUAACGCUCGCAGCUCGAUGAGCUAUCGUGUCUCACUCCUCUCUCUCUCUCUCCCAAAUUGGACAAUCUGAAAAGCUAAUGCCCUUUUCCUUCUGCAACGUCUCCUUCUCCACUACCUUCUCCCUUUACUGAUCUCAACCGAACUCCUUUCCGUUUCGCUCCUUUUUAAUCUCUUUCCUGCUUUUUUCACUCUGUUCCCUUCAAAUUCCAUCCCCUGUCCCGGAAAUUGCAGAGCCACUUACGCCAUGCUCGUGAACGGAGCCGUUUGGAUGGAAGAGGGGGAGGACGCAGACUCAGCUUCGUGGACUAAAAGCACCAACAACGAUGCUGGGAUUGUGGCGGAGAACAAGCAUGAAAUGGGUUCGAGUUCUCUCUCUACCUUCAAAUCUGUGCUCGAUGUUGAGGACGAGUGGACUGUGAAUUGCUCUGGGAUCCAAACCCACUUCGACAUGAGGGACAUAGCCUUCUCCCCGAACCUUACGGAAGCGGAUACUCUGCUUUUGCAGCCGGUGGACUCGUCGGCGUCGUGUUCUCCGGCGUCCUCUGUUUUCAACAGUCUGGACCCAUCUCAGGUACACUUCUUAAUGCCUCCGAAACCCACCUUGUCUUCGCUCCUCAGUGCCGUUUCCAGCAACCCUUUAGAGCACGGCUUCGACUUGGGCUGCGAAGCUGGGUUCUUGGCAUCGAAUGCUCCGGGUUUGAUGAACAGGGGAGGUGGGCUUUUGAGUGGGUUCACCGAGCUCAGCUCGAAUGGUCAACUGGGAACUCCGGAUUUGGGUUCGGAUAAUCGAUUUCCGACCACUCGUGUGCUGCCGUUGCCCGACAACGGUUUUGGGUUAACUGGCUUUCGGGGUUUUGAGGAGGGUUGUGGGGGCUCUCUGUUUCUGAACAGGGCUAAGUUGCUGAGGCCUCUCGAAACGUUCCCUUCGCUGGGAGAACAGCCCACUCUGUUCCAGAAGAGGGCGGCUUUAAGGAAGAAUCUGCGAGAUAAUGGACCCAAUUUGGGUGUUUUGGGGUCCGAAGGUGGGAGAGUUUUGAAUGAACAGCAGGAGAACGGGAAGAACUGGGAUGUGAAUGGUGUGAUGGAGGAUGGGAGCAUUAUGGGGCUAAAUUAUGAUUCAGAUGAGCUUAUGGAUAAUUUUAAUAAGGUGGAGGAGAAUGGGAAGAACGGUGGGAAUAGCUCGAAUGCCAACAGUACGGUCACCGAUGGAAACCAGAAGGGGAAGAAGAAGGGACUUCCGGCAAAGAAUCUGAUGGCGGAGAGGCGCCGCCGGAAGAAGCUCAAUGAUAGGCUUUACAUGCUGAGGUCCGUUGUGCCAAAGAUCAGCAAGAUGGAUCGGGCUUCAAUCCUUGGGGAUGCAAUCGAGUACCUGAAGGAACUUCUCCAAAGGAUCAAUGAUCUGCAUAAUGAACUCGAGUCAGCCCCUCCUGGAGCUUCACUAACACCGACGACAAGCUUUCAUCCUUUGACGCCCACCCUACCUACACUGCCCUCCCGCAUCAAGGAAGAACUUUGCCCAAGCUCAUUGCCAAGCCCAAAUGGCCAACCUGCAAGGGUUGAAGUUAGGGUAAGAGAAGGAAGAGCUGUGAACAUCCACAUGUUUUGCAGCCGCAAGCCCGGUCUCUUGCUCUCCACUCUGCGGGCUCUGGAUACUCUUGGCCUAGAUAUUCAGCAAGCUGUCAUCAGCUGUUUCAAUGGAUUCGCACUGGAUAUCUUUCGUGCCGAGCAAUGCAAGGAAGGCCAUGACGUCCGUCCAGAGCAAAUCAAGGCGAUCCUCUUGGAUUCAGCUGGCUUCCAUGGCAUUAUAUAGGUUCCUUCACCAGAAAUGAAAUUAUGGACUGUAGGAUUUUCUCCAAGAGCCCAUUCAUGUAAGUGAAAAUUUCCAACAAAUCUAUGCAACCAGCAGCCUUUAAGCCUUUAAAGAUCUUCUUUUCAUUUUGGUAGGAAAUAUCCUUUUAGAUUAAGCUUUGAAGCUCCCAAAAACUGUAAUGUUCAGCCUUUUCAGUUUUAAAAUGUAAUGUCUCUUUCAAAUUGCAAUGCUGUUCUUUCUUUUGAUUUUGGUAAAAUGGUGCAGUGGCCGAACUACAAUAUUAUAUGCAUUUUGAUUAGCUUUUACCCAAA
Malania oleifera is the source of this 2164-nucleotide messenger RNA. RefSeq names its product transcription factor ICE1-like. The transcript is spliced from 4 exons. Gene Ontology annotation, biological process: regulation of DNA-templated transcription. Bases 288 to 1853 code for a protein of 521 amino acids. Lineage: Eukaryota; Viridiplantae; Streptophyta; Magnoliopsida; Santalales; Ximeniaceae. Gene Ontology annotation, cellular component: nucleus. Gene Ontology annotation, molecular function: DNA-binding transcription factor activity; sequence-specific DNA binding; protein dimerization activity. The record is from RefSeq and is a predicted model, not a curated record.